GCAAAGCUUUUGAUAGCAGAACCUCCAAAGCCAAAUUCUCGACGUCCAUUUUACUCCAUUUCCGAAUCCAAUUGAUACAGCAGUAACAAUGGCGUCUAGUUUGCAAGACACCCUGGUUACGUACGAGGAAUUGGCGGAGCUCGAGCUCGAGUUUGACGAUGUCGAGACGGAAAUUAUCCGUCACCAAGUGCAGUUGACACAACCCCUCUACGAAAAGCGCCACAAGAUCGUUGCGCAAAUCCCCAAUUUCUGGCCUCUGGUCCUGGAGCAGGCCCCGCCAGACAUCGACGAGUAUAUCCAGCCGUCGGACUCAGCAUUGCUCCUGGCGUGCCUCACCUCGUUGUCGGUAUCGCACUUCGAGAUCGAGAAUGGCGCCAAGGGAGACCCUAGAAGCGUCGCCAUCAAGUGGGAGUUCAGCGAGAACGAAUACUUCGAGGACCGCGUCCUCGAGAAGAAGUUCUGGUACCGCCGUGCCGAGGAUGGCUGGGCCGGUCUGGUCAGCGAGCCGGUGGACAUCAAGUGGAAGAAGGACAAGGACCUGACCGGGGGUCUGCUCAGCAUGGUUAAGCGCGUCUGGGACGAGGACCAGGCUCUCGAGAAGGCCGGCAAGGGCGGUGCCAAGGCUAAGGACAAGGAGCUCACGCCCCAGCAGAAGGAGUUGAAGAAGAAGAUUGAGGAAACCGGACUCGGUGGCUUGAGCUUCUUUGCCUGGUUUGGGUUCAGGGGUCAGAGGAUUUCCGCAGAGGAGAGCCGACUGGCUAUCGAGAAGGAGCAGAAGCAGCGGAAGCUCAGACUCGAGGGCAAGAAGGUGGAGCCAUCAGAAGACGAUGCCGACGACGACGACGACGACGAUGACGAGUUGGACGGUCUCGAAAUCUUCCCAGAGGGCGAUACCUUGGCCGUCACUAUUGCCGAGGAUCUUUGGCCAGGGGCUAUCAAAUAUUUCACCCAAGCUCAGGAACAGGACGCCUUGAGUGACCUUGAGUUCGAGUCCGACAUGGAACUCGACCUGGAGGAACUCGAGGAGGAUGGUGACGAGGCACCGCCAUCAAAGAAACGCAAGGCUGGUGGAGAAUGAUUACAACAUCAAUGUGGCCAAGGUCCUAUUAAGGAUCUUCUACAGGAAGCUAAGUUCGAGAUACCUCUGGAGAUUCCCUCCCCCGGCCUUACUAUAG
Messenger RNA from Phialemonium atrogriseum, 1175 nucleotides. RefSeq names its product nucleosome assembly protein. Gene Ontology annotation, molecular function: histone binding; chromatin binding. Gene Ontology annotation, biological process: nucleosome assembly. Gene Ontology annotation, cellular component: chromatin; nucleus. Lineage: Eukaryota; Fungi; Ascomycota; Sordariomycetes; Cephalothecales; Cephalothecaceae. Bases 89 to 1078 code for a protein of 329 amino acids. The record is from RefSeq and is a predicted model, not a curated record. The transcript has 3 exons.